AUGACGCUCCGCAAGCCAGAAUCCGGUGUUGGAAGCGCUUCGGGAGCCGAGUCUGCGCUCGCCGGCCGCGCGCAGGACCGUGCCCAGGGGCACGGCCACGGGUUCCACGAAAUUGAUGCCUCCAAGGACUCCAACGACGACUCGGCGCAGUCCAUCACAGUUAUCGAGCCUGACGUAACGAAUGGCAAGCUAGACGCGGACGGCGCACUGCUCGACGACCGCAUACAGAUACGCCCCGUCAACGACGAGGAUGACACCUCGGUGAUGAUCACAUUCAACCAGAAGGUGUCGCCCUUCAUCAUUGUGCUGACGUUCGUAGCCUCGAUCUCGGGGUUCAUGUUCGGUUACGACACAGGUUACAUCUCCAGUGCGCUGGUCUCCAUCGGCACAGACCUCGACCACCGCGCGCUGACGUACGGAGACAAGGAAAUCAUCACCGCCGCAACGUCGCUGGGUGCACUCAUCAGCUCCAUCUUUGCCGGUACGAGUGCCGACAUCUGGGGCCGUAAGCCAUGUCUCAUGUUUUCCAACCUUCUGUUCACCGUAGGCGCUGUGCUGCAAAUUUCGGCACGCUCUUUCUGGCAGAUGGCCGUGGGUCGUCUCAUCAUGGGUUUCGGUGUGGGCAUUGGGUCUUUGAUCUCUCCCCUCUUCAUCGGUGAGAUCGCACCCAAGAACAUUAGAGGUAGACUUGUUGUUAUCAACUCCCUGUGUCUCACAGGCGGCCAGCUAGUUGCCUACGGUUGUGGUGCCGGUCUGGACAAGGUGCACAAUGGAUGGCGUAUUUUAGUGGGUCUCUCCUUGAUUCCCACAUGCAUCCAGUUCGUGUGCUUUUGGUUCCUGCCCGACACUCCUCGUUACUACGUCAUGAAAGGCAGACUUGAUAAAGCAGCCGAAGUCCUUGGCAAGAGUUAUGUUGAUGCCCCUAGUGAACUCAUCCAUCAGAAGAUCCAGGAACUCAACGCCCUCAAUCGUACCAUACCGGGCGACACUAUCCCAAAGAAGGUUUGGAACACAAUCAAGGAAAUACACACCGUUCCUUCCAAUUUCAGAGCUCUCAUCCUAGGGUGCGCCUUGCAAGGAAUUCAGCAAUUCUGUGGUUGGAACUCGUUGAUGUAUUUCUCUGGCACCAUCUUUGAGACCGUUGGAUUCAGCGAUUCUGCUGCCGUCUCCAUAGUCGUUGCAGGCACCAACUUUGUUUUCACUCUAGUGGCAUUUUUCGCUAUUGACCGUAUCGGCCGUAGAUGCAUCCUGUUGAUUGGUUUGCCAGGUAUGUGCGGUUCUCUGAUCGUCUGUGCCGUGGCGUUCCACUUCCUUGGUGUUCAUUUCGAGGGUGGCGGCCAAGCAACCAUUGAACAUCAGGGUUUCAGCGCAUGGGGCAUUAUCGUGAUUCUCUCCAUUAUUUUCUACGCUGCAUUUUACGCUCUCGGAAUUGGUACGGUUCCAUGGCAACAAUCUGAGCUGUUCCCACAAGCCGUUAGGGGUAUCGGGACGUCGUACUCCACUGCGACAAACUGGGGUGGUUCCUUGGUUAUUGCUUCAACUUUCUUAACCAUGUUGCAAAACAUAACGCCAACCGGUACCUUCGCGCUGUUCGCUGGCUUGUCGCUGGUAUCUUUCUUUUUCUGUUACUUCUGCUACCCAGAACUUUCCGGCUUGGAGCUGGAGGAAGUGCAGAUGAUUCUAAAGGAUGGUUUCAACAUCAAAGCAUCAAAGACCCUAGCCAAGAAACGGAAGCAGCAGUUGGCUGCCCAAAAAAACUCCUCUGGCAACGGCGACUUGCAUGACUACCACAAGAGCAAGCCCUCUGACGAGCUUAUGGAAUGCUAA
Lachancea thermotolerans CBS 6340 is the source of this 1827-nucleotide messenger RNA. It is a transcript of the gene ITR1, whose product is annotated as myo-inositol transporter ITR1. Bases 1 to 1827 code for a protein of 608 amino acids. The transcript has a single exon. Lineage: Eukaryota; Fungi; Ascomycota; Saccharomycetes; Saccharomycetales; Saccharomycetaceae. The record is from RefSeq and is a predicted model, not a curated record. Gene Ontology annotation, biological process: transmembrane transport. Gene Ontology annotation, molecular function: myo-inositol:proton symporter activity. Gene Ontology annotation, cellular component: membrane.